CCAGUGGUACGCGCAUUGGGAUCGAGGCUCCAGCCACCGAGUUAGACAGGACGGUGCAGUGUACUUCAUGACUGAUAUCAUCCCCAUUCCAACGCGGCCCUCCUUGCUUCGAAUUGCUCUUCAGUAUUCGGUUGUCGCUCUCCAACGGUCGCUAUGACGGCCUCUCUUCCCUAUUCCCGGACGCUGUCGAAGCAGCUCAUUGCCAGGACAGCAAGGUCAUUCACGCGACCCUCGGCGACCCCCCUACUACGCGUUACUUGCGACUGCACACCCAAUAGUGCACGAUCAACUCGUGCUCAUGGAUUCUUGGGCCAUCUAUCUACUGUUAAAUCCGCUAGGAGCUAUGCCACAUCCACCGACAAGCCUGCAAGCAGGCCCAAAGCUCAUACAGGACGCGCACCGGCAAAGCGCAGCCCCACGCCGAAGGAAGCCAAACCUGCAAAGAAGACAACGACCAAGAGGAAGAAGAAGUCCUCUGCUGCAAAGCCCAAACCGAAGGGCAGGAAACGACUGAGCAAGACGGCAGUGCUCCAGAAACAGCGACAGGAACAGAAAGACCUGCGCGCAACCGCAUUGCUUGACCAACCCAAGCAACUGCCUCAAACCGCCUAUACAUUGGUGGUUGUUGAGGAAGCCAAAAAGGGAGGAGAUGUCAAGAGUAACGCGGCAUCAGCGUCUGCGCGAUACAGAAGUUUGUCUCCGGAGGAGCGCGAGGAAUACAACCAUCAAGCAAACUUGAACAAAGAGAAGAACGAGCAAGCGUACAAAAGAUGGGUGCAGGGGUUCACUCCACUUCAGAUCAAGCAGGCCAACAAUGCCCGCCGACAGCUUGCUAAGAAAGCCAAGGAGGCAGGGAAGAAGACCAAGUUCCAGCGUCUCAAGGAUGACCGGACCGUUAAAGCCCCGCGGAACGCCUACUCUUUCUUCUUCACGGAGCGGCAUAGAUCAGGCGAUCUGAAAGGUCUUUCUGUCGGCGAAUCAGGCAAGCUGAUCGGGAGAGAGUGGAAGAACUUGUCGCCUGCCGAGAAGAAGCCCUACGAGGACAAGGCCGCAGCCGACAAAGCCCGCUAUGAGGAGGAAUACAAGACUGUGUACGGCGUGGAUCCUCCGCAUUUAAGGCGAGGCUCGGGCUCGAGCUCGACCUGAUCGCCAGCAUUUCCUGCUACUGCAAUGCAAUACCUCAACCAAUAACAUGACAUAAGCUUUAACCAGCUCUAGCCAUCCACCAAUCUGUGCCAACGGCAUGCCGUCCGUCCUGAUCUGGUGUUGGUUCCGCGCUGUUACUUUAUGCUCAACUUUGGCAGCAAAUGUGUCUGGCAAGGAACACUGAAAUUGCUCCUUUGAAUCAUAUAUCGAGGUGAAACUCUCGAAUGCGUCGUGGCAUCCAUCUGUUUAGCUUUGUAUCAAUCACCGGGGAGAUCACGGAGGAGGCGCUGACCGAUAGUUCUACAUGUUGGGUGGUACGGGACAUGGUGAGAGGAGCUUUCCGGGUGAACCUAUGGUCAUGCUUUUCAGGAAAAGGGUGGGCUGUAUGAGUGGGCUCUGUUUCUCCUUAUGGUCGAGUUCACUCUUGGAAUGGUACUGAUACCUUAUUCAGUCACAUAAAUAUGUCUGCUGUUGUACAUGCUUAUCACUUUGCUGGUCUCGAUCCCCGCUAGAGUGUACAGAUUUAAGACCUCUCAUCGCAGAUAACCAGUCUUCCUAUCAUAGAUAUGCAAUCUGUUAUCACACA
Exophiala dermatitidis NIH/UT8656 is the source of this 1732-nucleotide messenger RNA. RefSeq lists its product as uncharacterized. The transcript has 3 exons. Bases 154 to 1146 code for a protein of 330 amino acids. Lineage: Eukaryota; Fungi; Ascomycota; Eurotiomycetes; Chaetothyriales; Herpotrichiellaceae. The record is from RefSeq and is a predicted model, not a curated record.